Pseudophryne corroboree (corroboree frog) is the source of this 3541-nucleotide messenger RNA. Its product is annotated as E3 ubiquitin/ISG15 ligase TRIM25-like. The transcript has a single exon. The record is from RefSeq and is a predicted model, not a curated record. The coding region runs from base 87 to 1820 and encodes 577 amino acids. Gene Ontology annotation, molecular function: protein binding; zinc ion binding. Lineage: Eukaryota; Metazoa; Chordata; Amphibia; Anura; Myobatrachidae.
GUAAUCUGAGAGCAACGUCAGCCCCUCCCUCUGUGGUUCCUGAUUCUCAGAGACUUUCAGUUUCACUUCUCUCUUCUGCUGCAGCGAUGGCGUCUGCUGAUCUGAGAAAGGAGCUGGACUGUUCCAUCUGCCUGAGCAUUUAUACAGACCCUGUAACCCUGAGAUGUGGACACAACUUCUGCCGAGUCUGUAUUGAUCGUGUGCUGGAUACACAGGAGGGGUCUGGAGUUUAUUCCUGUCCUGACUGCAGAGCAGAGUGUCAGAAGCGUCCUGUACUGCAGGGGAACAUAACUCUGUGUAACAUAGUGGGGAGUUUCCUGUCUACUCAGUCAGAUCAGGAGGAGACUGAGAUCUUCUGCACUUACUGUGUGGACUCUCCUGUACCUGCUGCUAAAUCCUGUCUGCACUGUGAGGCUUCUCUGUGUGAGAAACACCUGAGAGUACACAGCAAGUCAGUAGAACAUGUCUUAUCUGAUCCCACCAUUGCCCUGGGGAACAGGAAAUGCUCCGUCCAUAAGAAGGUCCUGGAGUAUUACUGCACUGAGGACGCUGCCUGUAUCUGUGUGACCUGCAGUUUGGCUGGAGAACAUCGUGGACACCUGGUGGAGUUGCUGGAUGUGGCCUCUGUGAAGAAGAAGAAGAAACUGAGACAUGUUCUGCAGAAACUGACAAUAAAGCGAGAGGAGGCAGAGAAAAGAGUCCAGAGCCUGCAGGAGCGCAGAAUAAAUGAUCAGGAAAAAGCAGCUGAUGUAACAGAGACAGUCACUGCCCUGUUUAGAGACAUCAGAAGACAGCUGACUGACCUGGAGAAAAGAGUCCUGAGUGAGAUAUCCAGGCAGGUACAGUGCGCCUCACUCCCAGUCUCGGAUCUGAUCCAGCAGCUGGAAAUAAAGAAGGACGAGCUGUCCAGGAAGAUGCGUCGCAUUGAGGAGCUGUGUAAUGUGCCUGAUCCAGUGACUGUCUUACAGGAACCAGACACAGGUGAUUGGUGUGAUGCUGAGGACAGAGAGAGACCUGAUAACCAGGACCGUGGUGUGGGAGAGCUGGAUGUGGGUCACUUAUCAGAGACAUUACACACAUUAUAUGAUAUAAUGACCAGUAUAAAUGAAGGAAUCUAUGUCCAGGAUUCUACUGACAAAAAAACAGCAUCUGGUACAGAAUCAGACAAGGCAAUGUUUGUAAAGCCAGCGGGUAAUGCAGAAUCUGAUAUUAUAACUGGUAUAAAAAUAGGGCUCUAUGUGCACCAACCUACAAAGAUAAUACUGGACAUAAACACAGCUGCUAAUAAUAUAAAUAUACCACAAUCUACCACUGAUAACUAUACAUAUAAGUCUAAGCCUAUAGAACCAACCUGUGCAAAGUGGUCAGAUCAAACCCAGAAUUGUCCAGAUAAACCAGAGAGAUUUCAGCUUUAUAACCAGGUGUUAAGCACCACCAGCUUUUCCUCAGGGCGACAUUACCUGGAUAUGACUGUCAGUGGUUCAGGAUGGUGGAGUGUAGGGAUGAGCUAUCCCAGUAUAGACAGGAGAGGAGAGCAGUCACACAUUGGGUAUAAUGACAAGUCCUGGGCUUUGUGUAGAGGGUGGUAUAACCGGUGUUUACUGAUACAUGGUGGGAAAGAGAUCUGUUUGUCUACCUUUCCCGGUAGUGUGGGAAUAUAUCUGGACUAUGAGGCUGGACAGCUGUCCUUUUAUGAUCCAUCUCAGCAGAUGAGACACUUACACACCUUCACUGCCACCUUCACUGAGCCCCUUCAUGUAGCAUUAUGUAUAGGGAAAGGUGCAAUUAUAUCUGGGACAGUCAGGCCCUGUGAGAAAUAAUCCUAAGAAACACCACCUGAGACCGGUGACAUCACAGGGAGGGGAGGUCUGAUUGGUGAAAUAUGCAGCCAAUAGAAUGAAGCAGUGGGUGGAGCUACAGAUGAUCGCCUCCACUGUAGAAUUACCAGAUAUCCUUUUUCAGUGAUUGGUUGUAAUGACUGCCUGUCAGCUGGUGUAUACCCUAUUAUUGCAGUCAGGCGGUGACUGAGAUAAUGUCUCAUUUAUAACAAUACAAAGUUGGGUUGGACUACAAAUCCCAGCAUGACUCAUUUACUAACUUGAUAUUUGUCUCUUUAAAGCAUAUGCUGCAUGGAAUUGUAGUCCCGGAUUGUGGGGCCAAAUUAUCAAAUAGACCUGAAAAGAACUAUUUUCUACCACUGAUCAUGGCGGCAAUAGAAAAUAAUUUUUCGGGCCAGUUUAACAAAAAUAAAUGUUCGGUGCAGCUGAGCGAGGCUGGGCUCCCCAGUGAUGCUGCCGGGAGUAGUAAGCAGAGACUUGCCGCAUCACUGACCUUCCACACGCAGAGUUCAUCACAUGAAAAAGUAUACAUAAAAAAUAGGACGUAAUGUUAAAUAUAUUUAUACUACUAUAGUUGUAAUAAGCAAAAAAAAUCUUUACUGUAAUCAUAAAACAUUUUUUUCUUGUUUAUUUCAUCACUUUCCUAAGAUUACGAUAAUAUAAAAGGACAGCUUUGGCGCAUGCGCAAUGGCUAACAAUUGCUCUAGUUGCGUUAACAACGGCCUUUUGCGUUCCCAUCUGAAUCUGGCCCAACAUGCGGUAAAUUGCUGCCUUUGCUUUGCAGGAAUACUCGGCGAUGGCCAUCACAGGCUGAUGAGGUUACCAAAUAAACCUGAUAACUAAUAAAUAUUCCCCUAAAGGUGGGUACACACUGGCCGAUAUAUCGGCCGUUCUCUUGAACGGCUGAUAUAUCGCCGGUCCGUCGGCCAGUGUGUACGGGCGAUAUGUCUGUGAACUCCGUCGUUCACAGACAUAUCGCGUCGGCCCCGCAGCACAGCCGACAGCCAGUAUAUAUACCAAUAUAUUGGCGCGUCGCUGUGUGUGUACACGUCCGCCCAGUUCAUGACGUCAGUCCCUGACGGAUCGGGCAGUGUGUAUGCACAGCACACUGUCCGAUCCGUCCAUAGAUAUAUCUGCCGAUCAAUUGAUCUGCAGAUAUAUCUAUCAGUGUGUACCCACCUUAAGAACCUAGAGCAGUCGGUGAACAAUCUAUAAAUAUGGUUUAUAACUAGACUGGAUGAAGGUCCCUUAUUAAGCUUGGUGUCUAUUACCAGGGCCCCACAGCAAAUAUUGUUUUGCAGGGGGUUCAGACAAAGUGGAGUUACAGCACACAUGUACAAUGAUAGUUUGGUGGGCGUCCUUACAUGGUAUUGCCUAAUAAUGGCAGCUUGUUAGAAUAAUAUCAGUUUAUCUUAGAAAUGUUAGUGUUUUGUGUGUAUUUUUGCCUGUAUUUGGUAAUGGCUUUAAUAGAAAUGUAACAAGAUGAGCCUAUCCAACGACUCCCUUUUGGGCCUCACCAAUGGGAUUGUAAUGUGGUAUGAUAAUGUAUUCAUGUGUAAUUUCCUGUUAGUUGGUGUCUAUAUCUGUAGCUGAGAAUAACUGUGUAUGUAAGUUUGGUCUGUUCAGUUCUGACUACUCUGCAUUGAUAAAAAGCCAGUGCCACUUGUUAUAGUAUUUAAAUAAACUUGUAUCUUUGGCACAAC